This is a messenger RNA of Lacerta agilis (Sand lizard), 810 nucleotides long. Its product is annotated as potassium channel subfamily K member 16-like. The transcript has 5 exons. Gene Ontology annotation, cellular component: membrane. Gene Ontology annotation, molecular function: potassium ion leak channel activity. Gene Ontology annotation, biological process: stabilization of membrane potential; potassium ion transmembrane transport. NCBI's taxonomy places the organism in Eukaryota, Metazoa, Chordata, Lepidosauria, Squamata, Lacertidae. The coding region runs from base 1 to 810 and encodes 269 amino acids. The record is from RefSeq and is a predicted model, not a curated record.
AUGCAUAUCAGCAGGGCACAGGGCACCCUACUGCUGGCUGGCUACAUCACUUACAUAGUGAUGGGUGCCUUCGUCUUCGAGCUUCUCGAGAACGAUCACCACAAAAGAGUAGAAACAGAAAUUUUUCAACGGAAAGAGGAGUUUUUAAAGAACUACACCGCUCUCAGCCCAGAAGAGGUGGAGCUUUUCCUAGUGAAUGUGAUGAGUUCUGUUCAGAUGGGAAUAGAUCCAGUAGGAGACCGUCCUCAAGAAGAACACAGCAGCUGGGAUUUCGCUAAUUCUUUCUUCUUCGUGGGAACUAUGUUAGCCACAAUAGGCUAUGGAAACCUCUGUCCCCAAACGAAAGAAGGUCAGAUCUUUUGUGUUAUUUAUGCUCUCUUUGGAAUCCCCUUCAACCUCAUCUGCUUGAACUAUAUUGGCUUUUUAGUCUCAGGACUCUUCGAACGCCUUGCAGAGAAAGUGCAUGGGAAAGAAAACAAGAAAUCAGCAGUUUAUAUUACUGUGUUCGUGGCUAUGGGAAUUCUAAUGUUUCUUAUUUUGCCAUCGUUCCUCUUUAAAUGGAUGGAGGGCUGGAGUUAUUAUGAAGCUGUCUAUUUUACAUUUAUUACACUCAGCACCAUUGGUUUUGGAGACUAUCUAAUAGGAAAGAAUUUUGAGAGGAAGUAUUUUCCGGGCUACCGGCAGAUCUCAGCCAUUUGGAUCAUCAUGGGUUUGGCCUGGAUAGCUGUGCUGUUUGAACUGGUAUCUUCAUUACUGGCACCUGUGGAACCGAAUGAAAGCUCACAAAAAGAGAGUAGAGGGGAAAAAUAA